CAAUCAAAAGCCCCCUCUCACUCUUCUCACUUUCACCACCAAGCAAGGUAUAACAACAGCUUUUAUUAGCUUUAGCCUCUAGCUAGAGAUGAGAGUUCCCAUUUCCUCAUCCCCACAGCCAAACCCAAAACUCACCCCAAACGUUGUCAUCCACACCCCACCCAACAUCAUCAUCAACAACAGCAACAACAACAAUCAUAAUAAUCCAACCUUGUGCUACGAACCCACCUCUGUUCUUGACCUCUGCAGGAGUCCUAGCCCUGAAAAAAAACCAACUGUCCCAAAGCCAGACCCAGAAGACCAUCUAGAGCUGGAGGAUCAUGUGUUGCCUAAUUUGGAUUGGUGGGAUUCCAUCAUGAAGGACUUGGGUUUACAUGAUGACCCUAACACACCCCUUUUGAAGAGUACUAACACUGAUAACCUCAAUUCCAAUCCAUGCAUCCCUGAUUUCCCACCUUCUCAAGACCCACCCUUUGAUCACACACCAGAUUUCACCACUCUCUCUGAAAUUUACUCCAAUCAUAACCUGGCCUACAACUACAAUAAUAGCACUAAUAAUAACACUUUGGACCAUUUGGUACAUGACUUCAAUCACCACCACCACAUCAACAACAACAACAACAAUAACAAUAACAAUAGCAAUUGGGAUUUCAUUGAAGAGCUUAUCCGUGCAGCUGAUUGCUUUGACAGCAACAACCUACAACUUGCUCAGGCAAUCUUGGAGCGGCUUAACCAACGGCUACGAUCGCCUUCGGGUAAACCGCUCCACAGAGCAGCGUUUCACUUCAAAGACGCACUCCAAUCGGUUCUCUCCGGUUCGAACCGGACGACAAUUCCGUCGCGGCUUUCUUCCAUGGCGGAGAUCGUGCAAAACAUCAAAACGUUCAAGGCGUUCUCGGGAAUCUCACCGAUCCCAAUGUUCUCCAUCUUCACAACUAAUCAAGCACUCCUGGAAGCUCUCCAUGGCUCAUCCUUUAUGCACGUCGUCGACUUCGAAAUCGGCCUUGGCAUCCAGUACGCUUCUCUCAUGAAAGAGAUCGCCGAGAAGGCCGGCGGAAACAACAACUCGCCGCUCCUCCGCAUCACCGCCGUCGUGCCGGAAGAGUACGCCGUCGAGAGCCGCCUAAUCCGUGAAAACCUCAACCAGUUCGCGCACGAUCUCGGGAUUCGUGUCCAGGUCGAGUUCGUGCCGCUUCGUACCUUCGAGACGGUGUCGUUUAAGGCCGUGAGAUUCGUCGACGGCGAGAAGAUAGCCGUACUGUUAUCCCCGGCGAUAUUCUGCCACCUCGGCUCCGGCGGCAGCGGAAGCAGCACCGCCGCUUUUCUGGCUGACGUCCGGAGGAUAUCUCCCGCCGUGGUGGUGUUCGUCGACGGCGAGGGGUGGACUGAGGCUGUGGCGGCGGCGUCGUUUCGGCGCGCGGUGGUGAACAGCCUGGAGUUCUACUCGAUGAUGCUGGAAUCGCUGGAUGCGUCUGUUGUGUCAGGGGGAGGGGGCGAUUGGGUGAGGAGGAUCGAGAUGCUUCUGCUGCGGCCGAAGAUCUUUGCGGCGGUGGAAGGCGCCGGAAGAAGGGUUCCGCCGUGGAGGGAGGCGUUUUACGGCGCCGGAAUGAGGCCGGUGCAGUUGAGCCAGUUCGCGGAUUAUCAAGCAGAGUGUUUGUUGGCGAAGGUGCAAAUCAGAGGCUUCCACGUGGCAAAGCGACAGGCUGAGUUGGUGCUCUUCUGGCAUGAGCGGGCCAUGGUUGCCACGUCAGCUUGGCUCUGUUAGAAGCUUACAGUGCAGACAGAAUUUUAAGCAUCAAUUUUACCUGUAUUAGAUAUGAACUUUAAUUUCAAGCUCGCAUUAGCAAGAAUGCAGCUUUAACUUUAAUUUUGUUUAUUACGGAAAAUUAAUGAUACUAAAAAAAAAUAAUUAUACUCAUAAUCACUUUUUUCUUAUCAUCUUUUUCAAAUACUUUUAUUACAAUUUGAUCAAAAUCAAAUCAAUGAGUUUCAUUUAAUAUCAUUUUGUAACUAUUGAUUUGAUUUUGAUCACAAUAGUAAAAGUGAUUGUAAGUUGUAAAAGAAAAGUGCUUGGAAGUACAUAAACUUGUAUUUGUUACGGAGCGUUUUGCUUUUGUGUAAUAUAGAUAUUUUUUUUAGGGUGUCUUUUAAUUUGUUAGAGAAGAGAUAUAAGUACCAAAAAAAGAAGAAAAAAAAAGAGAUUUGUAAGUCUGCUGCUUAAAGUUCCAUCUUGUUAUCUUAAUGAAUA
Messenger RNA from Gastrolobium bilobum, 2248 nucleotides. RefSeq names its product scarecrow-like protein 15. Gene Ontology annotation, biological process: regulation of DNA-templated transcription. The transcript has a single exon. Bases 89 to 1765 code for a protein of 558 amino acids. Lineage: Eukaryota; Viridiplantae; Streptophyta; Magnoliopsida; Fabales; Fabaceae. The record is from RefSeq and is a predicted model, not a curated record. Gene Ontology annotation, molecular function: DNA-binding transcription factor activity; sequence-specific DNA binding. Gene Ontology annotation, cellular component: nucleus.